AUGGACUUCCUCUUUGGCGCCGCGCCUGUGUUGCCAGCAAGCAGGCCGAGAAUGUUCCAGACGUCCUUCGAGCAGGGCCGCGAAGAAGAGCCCCCGGAACCAGGGCAGGGUGGUGGCGGCACAGAGAUGGUGAUGCCCUUCAGCAUUAAGUGGAGCGCCGAGUGGAAGACCAUGCAGGACAUCCACACGGCGGAGAAGGUCGCUGGCCCACUGAGCAAACUCUUCUGGCUCUUUGCAGGGGUGUCUGUAGGUGUGGGCAUCUCUUACCUUCCCAGCAUGCUCGCGCAGAGGAUCGUGGGCAAGAAGGAAGAGGAGGAAGCAGCCGCUCCACCGGCUGCUCCGGUGGCCAAGGUUAAAGCCAAGCCCAAGGCUGCCCCUGCGGCGGCGUCUGAGGCGCCUGCUGCAGCAGCACCUGCCUAG
Messenger RNA from Symbiodinium natans, 420 nucleotides. Lineage: Eukaryota; Dinophyceae; Suessiales; Symbiodiniaceae. The record is from the annotation of a GenBank genome assembly.